Phytophthora sojae is the source of this 909-nucleotide messenger RNA. RefSeq lists its product as hypothetical. Gene Ontology annotation, cellular component: membrane. Gene Ontology annotation, molecular function: acyltransferase activity. Bases 88 to 909 code for a protein of 273 amino acids. The transcript has 2 exons. NCBI's taxonomy places the organism in Eukaryota, Oomycota, Peronosporomycetes, Peronosporales, Peronosporaceae. The record is from RefSeq and is a predicted model, not a curated record.
CGUCCUCGGUCUCCGCUACUGCUGCUCCAAGUACAGUAUUACCCAGUGCUUUUAGUUCUGACAGUCCGACCACCGGACACGACAGUCAUGGCUCCGUCCGCCAUGGGAUCGCCCAUCGCGCCGUUCCUGGACCUGUCGAUGAAGUCGCAGUCCCCGACGGUGACCGGAGUUCGGCGCGGCCUCGACCUGCUGGGCGACGGCAAGUCCCCCGUGACGCUGGACCCGCCCACGGAGCAGCAACUGCUGCCCUUCGAGAGCAUGUUCCAGUUCGAGCGCAUCAAGCGGCCGCUGGGCUUCGGUCACCUGCUGCUGCUGCUGUACGCGCCGUUCGGGCUGCUUCUGCUGCUACUGCGAGGCCUCUGCUGCUUCCUGGUGGCUCUCAUCCUGCCGCGAGUGUGCUCCGAGGAUCAGAUCGACCGCUGGCGGCUGGCUCGCGUCUUCGUGUGGCUCACGGGCACCCGCGUGAAGCUCCUAGACAAGGAGCUCUUCGACAGGGCGGCGGAGAUCAUCGUGUCCAACCACAUCAGCGAGUUCGACGCCGUCGCGAUGCUCGACGUCACGCCCGCGUACAUUUUGGGCUACGACUUCUACAAGAAGAUGCUGUUCUUCAAGCUGCUCGGGGACAAGGCGGGGCUCGUGUACGUGCCCUACGUGUCCAGGCAGCAGGGCAACGCAGCGGGUCGAGAUGCAGUGAGGCAGAUCAUCAUUGAACGACUCGCAAGGGGCAACAAACCGCUGGCUGCGUUUCCAGAGGGUGGACUGACGAACGGGAGGAAGGGAUUGUUGCAGUAUCACAAGUUCCUCUUCUCGCUCGAGAAGACCGUGCAGCCUCUUGCGAUCCGGGCGUCGGACGGACCGUUUGUAAGGAACUAUGGUUUGUCGUGUUAUGUUGCUGAGGUUAUCCGCUGA